Carassius auratus (goldfish) is the source of this 1672-nucleotide messenger RNA. RefSeq lists its product as uncharacterized. NCBI's taxonomy places the organism in Eukaryota, Metazoa, Chordata, Actinopteri, Cypriniformes, Cyprinidae. The coding region runs from base 33 to 716 and encodes 227 amino acids. The transcript is spliced from 4 exons. The record is from RefSeq and is a predicted model, not a curated record.
CUGACAAAAAUCUUGUCCUGAUCACAAAGUUAAUGGACAGCACUUUUGCUUUGCGGCGCAAAGAGAUCGUCUGUAAUGAGAUACCAGUUGAUGAAAUCCUGAAACGAUGGCCUGCCCUUAAAUUAGAGUCGCAGAUCUGUGCUGAGUUUCACAGAGUGACGAAUGUCAACCUAAAGAAUCGUUUCUUUGCUCAACUGGACCAACAUACCCCCCGGCUUCAGAGCCUGUUUCGGAAAAAAGCUUCUCGGACAGGAAAAGCUUCUGAACUCCUGGAUGAGCUCUUCAGGAUUUAUGACCUCCAGGAUCAAGUUGAUGUCCAUGUUAGACGUGCUGUGGUACUCCGGGCUCUCCCUCCGUAUAUGCAUGAGAGUGAUGUUAGCUUUUUCAAGAUGUGGGACGUGGAGCAGACUGAAGAACUGAACACCAGUGAUGUACCACUUGGGCUCCUCCUAAGCAAUCAGACAUCAUCAGAUGCCCAUUUUUUCUGCCCAGAGAGGAUUGCAGUGCUGAUUGAGGGUAACAUUGUUAUUGAGUCCUCCACACUGGCUGAUGCAUUCGUCAUUCUAUUUGCACUUACAUACACCCUGCACCUUAACUAUCCAAAACAAUUGCUCAACACAUUUGACUUCGUCCAAAAGGUCUUGAUGGGUCUUGAGGAUGGAAAGUUGAGGCCUAGAGUUUUGAGUCUGAAAAAUGACCUGUUAGCAGUAGUGUAAGCACAUUUGUUUUUCUUGCUGUAAACAUCUAACAGAUGGGUUUUAUAGAUAUUGUUGCUGAAGUUUUAAUGCCAUAAAGUGGAAUGAAGUCCUGUUUUGUACAUUUUUGUACUUGUGUAAUAUGUUUGUGUAUCUAAUACAUAUAUUUGUAUUGACAAAUAUUCUAAAUGUGUCCUAUGGUGUGACAACAAACAAUGUGGGGAAAAACAUUAUUUAAAAUAGUUUAAUCUCUUUAAUGGUAUUUGUAACUUUCUCAUGCUAUUUGUUUAAUUGUUAUUUUUUAUAUCUUUGCAAUGUCACACCAUAGGACAUAUUUACAAAUAUAAUACACUCAGGUAAUUUUGAAAUUGUGGAAUGGUGUGGUGGCAAUAGGAAUUUGCACAUAGGGUUAACUGCAAGUUAAAUGAUGGCUUCCUUGCACCAGGCAAUUGCACACUGCCAUGCUGUUUUGUAUAUUAAACCUCUUACAGAAUUGUUUUAUAUUAUAGCAGUUUUAAUGUUAAAUGCUUGUUGAAGGACUGAAUGUUCGCAUAGGAUACUUGCACAUUGGUGUGACUGAGAGAUUCUGUAUCUGUUUACAUUGCAGUGCACAAACUUCAGCUUUAUUUUGUGUACGUAACAAAACAUAAAGAUAAAGAUAAGCUUUAUUAUACUUAUAAUAUUUGUAAUACGUGUUACACUUCAUUCAUCUUUAUUUUAUAAUUUCAAUUUGUUACAGUUAAAUGUUUUAAAUAAUUGUUUUAGAAAACGUAUAGUGAUCCGGAUGUUGAGUAAUGUCGAGGCAAUUUGGAAAGUUUACACAUGGCACAUUCAUGUGUCUUGAGCAUUUUGUAUUUGUUUACAUUGCAAGAAUAUGAGAUAUUUCAAGAACGUCAUAUUUGGUUAAUAAACAAGUUACUUGCACCAAAGUGUCUCUGUGGUUAUUUUGCCUUAUUCAAAAUUUAUAGUUUUAAAUU